Molecule: messenger RNA, 1122 nt
Organism: Populus nigra (black poplar)
Lineage: Eukaryota; Viridiplantae; Streptophyta; Magnoliopsida; Malpighiales; Salicaceae
Exons: 1
Coding region: 147-1001 (284 amino acids)
Source: RefSeq, a predicted model, not a curated record
UCCCCAGAAAUCAAUAGCUUUCAAACACCAUAAUCACAUUAAAACACAUCAUCAUCGAACAACCUCAGUAAUCAAUACAUUUUACUCAUGGAACUGAACUGAAUCGAACCGGACUAAAGUGCACGUCCCUCGACAUUCUUCCCCAAAUGGCUCUUCCACAGCUAAUUUCCACUCACAAACCCUCGUUAAAACCCAACACCACCGCUCUUUCCUCAUUAAACCCUAACAAUCUCAAUUCCCUCUCCAAAUUGUCAUCAUCACUUGACUCGCUCCUCCACAGUGGCCGCCAAAAACGGCGAGCCGCCUCAUUAAAAUGCUCGGCCUCAUCAUUCUCCGAGAAACACCACAACACAAACGAUCCAAAAUCAGACGACGUCGUUGAACUCCCACUAUUUCCACUCCCGCUUGUUCUAUUCCCAGGCGCAAUCCUCCCUCUACAGAUCUUCGAAUUCCGUUACCGCAUUAUGAUGCACACCCUCCUCCACACCGACCUCCGUUUCGGCGUCAUCUUCUCCGACGCCGUCUCCGGCACCGCCGAAGUGGGCUGCGUCGGUGAAAUCGUCAAGCACGAACGCCUCGUUGAUGACCGAUUCUUCCUCAUUUGCAAAGGGCAGGAACGGUUUCGUGUAACCAAUAUAGUCCGUACGAAACCUUACCUUGUCGCGGAGGUGACGUGGCUGGAGGACAGGCCGUCAGGGGAGGAGGAUGUGGAUGCGUUAGCGACGGAAGUGGAGACGCACAUGAAGGACGUUAUAAGAUUGUCGAAUCGGUUAAAUGGGAAGCCUGAAAAGGAAGCGCAGGAUUUGAGACGGAAUUUGUUCCCGACUCCGUUUUCAUUCUUCGUAGGAAGUACUUUUGAGGGAGCUCCGAGAGAGCAGCAGGCCUUGCUUGAAUUGGAGGAUACCGCGACGAGGUUGAAGAGGGAGAAGGAGACUUUGAGGAACACACUUAAUUACUUGUCUGCUGCUUCUGCUGUUAAAGAUGCCUUUCCCUCUUCAUAGUGUAGGUAAUCAAUGCUUGGUGUUUUGACCGUGUUGGCAAUUUUAUACACAAGAAACUGCCUUUUUUUUUAGAUGUUGAACUGUGGAUAUUUUAUAAAAUGAUUAAGAUUUUUGCUCACAA